GUGCCACAUCAGCAGGUGCCACGUCGACAACUGCCACGUGAGAAGGUGCCACAUCAGCAGUUCCCGCUGUAGCAGCCCCACGUUUGUGCCCCCCACAUUGCUGCUUGCCAUGUAUACCGUCCUGUGACAUGGAAGACGGAGCAGAGGGGCCAUUCGAGGAGGACAUGGCCUGCCCAAGGGACCAUGUGUUGUGGAGUUGGGUGACUCCUGGGCAGAUGCUGCCAGACAAUUCUCGCGGGUUUAGAAGGUUGUGCUGCAAGCUUUGCAACAAGGAAUACAAAGGGAACCGGAAGCGUGCACCAGAUCACUUCAUUCCGGCGAGGGCGUCAGCCAGGUGUCCGGGUUCGAACCUCUCCAUUUGGAAGAGGCUGCAUCGCAUCGGUGCAAAACUGCCACCGAAAUUGCUCGCGAGGGUGCAAACAGCGCUGGAGCAGGACAGGGACGAUGACGACGACGACGUUCCUAACGUGGCAGGUGAUGGAGAAGGAGGGGGAGGUGGGAUUGCUAAUGAGCUUGAGGAGGCACGUGGUGGGGAGGGUGUGGAAGGAAUGGACGAGGGGACGAGGGGCGUUGUGACAGGAGGAUCCGCCGAUGGAGGGAGGCCUGCAUCCUCACAAGCUGUGAUGCAGGGGGCCCGCACACGCAGGCCAGGAAGGCAGACGAGCAUCAAGAGGUUCGCGAAGAACCCAAGGCAAGAGGAGAUUGAUGACUCCUGCUGUGAGUUCUUUGUGGAGAACGCGAUCCCGUUCAACGCAGCCAAGAGCAGGAGCUUCAAGAAGUUCACACGGGCGUGUUACGGUCCAAAACCUGCAGCGAGUCACCCUCUUGUGCCUACUGGGUACAACCCUCUCAGGUGUCGAUUGUUGGAUCGCCUUAACAAGAGGUUGGAGAACGAGGACCAGGCGAUCCAUGACGACUGGCAGGUGACUGGCUGCACGUUCAUAACCGAUGGGACCACAAACAUUUGUGGUCGAUUGCUUAUGAACUACAUACUUGCAGGUCGGUUGAAGCCUGUUUUCAUCAAGCGUGAGGAUGCCAGCGAAGGGGACAAGGACUCACCAAUUGUCGUUGUCGAAUGGAAGCGGUUCUUCAAGGAGUGGGGGGUGGAGAAGAUCGCGGCUAUCUGCAUGGACUCUUUUGCAGGCAACACGAGUUGCAGCUGCCUCCUCCGACCGGCGCAGACGAGGUUCGGGAUGCACUACGUGAUGCUGCACCGGCUGGAGGUCUGCGAGAAGGCCAUCAAAUGGAUUGUCACCGGGCAGGAAUGGGAGGCGCAGGUGUGGCGAGGGGACAUCAGGGCCAAGGCCUUCUUCAUGGAGGAGACAGUUCUUGACAAGGCCUACUGGGCUGAUGUCAGGAAUCUGACCGCCGUUAUGAAGGGGCCUUAUGACGUGUUGCGCGAGGUUGACAAAGAUGUCCACUACUUGUCCCGCAUCUAUGAUAUGGCGUGCAAACUGCCCGGCUUCGUUCGAUCAGCCCCCCUUACUGCAGAGCAGCAAGAUGACAGCUCAAGGAAGUCGGGAACAGGACGGAACAUGCUGCUCAGCCCCAUCCACAUUGUUGCUCGGUUGUUGGAUCCUCAGUUGAGGGACAUUACUGUUUUCAGUAAUGUGGACCUCAUGGCACAAUUUGAGAGUGUGGUGGAGAGGCUGAUUGGAAAAAAGGGAAGCACGAGAUUUGACGACUGCAUGGACCAGUUCUACGACUUCCAGGCACUUGUUCUGCGGUGGGCAGGGCACUUGUUCUGCGGUGGGCAGGGCACUUGUUCUGCGGUGGGCAGCACCACUGUUCGCCACGAUCUAGCUGGGCCUUCGACAUCGAGGUCCGUGCAAAGAUUAGGGCAUGCGGAGGAGGUCGAGGAGGAGGAGGACGGCGAGGAGGACGACGCUGAGGAUGAGGACGAGGAGGAGGUGGAGGACAUUCCCGGCGAGGAGUAGGUGGACGAGAGGUCGGACUCUGACAGGUCUUGGACGAGGAGAGAGGACGCCCCGUAUGUUCGAGGCACACGAUCUGGAUUGCGAUCCCAGA
Messenger RNA from Chara braunii, 2028 nucleotides. Lineage: Eukaryota; Viridiplantae; Streptophyta; Charophyceae; Charales; Characeae. The record is from the annotation of a GenBank genome assembly.